Messenger RNA from Gavia stellata (red-throated loon), 1369 nucleotides. RefSeq names its product SMAD family member 3 (gene SMAD3). Gene Ontology annotation, cellular component: heteromeric SMAD protein complex. The transcript has 9 exons. The record is from RefSeq and is a predicted model, not a curated record. The coding region runs from base 1 to 1284 and encodes 427 amino acids. Lineage: Eukaryota; Metazoa; Chordata; Aves; Gaviiformes; Gaviidae. Gene Ontology annotation, molecular function: DNA-binding transcription factor activity, RNA polymerase II-specific; I-SMAD binding; RNA polymerase II cis-regulatory region sequence-specific DNA binding. Gene Ontology annotation, biological process: SMAD protein signal transduction; regulation of transcription by RNA polymerase II; BMP signaling pathway.
AUGUCCUCCAUCCUGCCUUUCACUCCUCCCAUCGUCAAGCGGCUCCUGGGCUGGAAGAAAGGGGAGCAGAACGGGCAGGAGGAGAAAUGGUGCGAGAAGGCGGUGAAGAGCCUGGUGAAGAAGCUGAAGAAGACGGGGCAGCUGGACGAGCUGGAGAAGGCGAUCACCACGCAGAACAUCAACACCAAGUGCAUCACCAUCCCCAGAUCAUUAGAUGGCCGGCUGCAGGUAUCUCACCGGAAGGGUCUUCCCCAUGUGAUCUACUGCCGGCUGUGGCGGUGGCCAGACCUUCAUAGCCACCAUGAGCUGCGUGCCAUGGAGAUGUGCGAGUAUGCCUUUAACAUGAAGAAGGAUGAAGUCUGUGUGAAUCCUUAUCAUUACCAAAGAGUGGAAACCCCAGUGUUACCUCCAGUGCUGGUGCCUCGGCACACAGAGAUCCCAGCUGAGUUCCCGCCGUUAGACGAUUAUAGUCAUUCUAUUCCAGAGAACACUAACUUCCCAGCAGGUAUCGAGCCACAGAGCAACUACAUUCCAGGUACUACACCUCCUCCAGGCUAUUUGAGUGAGGAUGGAGAAACUAGUGACCACCAGAUGAACCCCAGCAUGGAUGCAGGUUCUCCAAACUUAUCACCAAACCCUAUGUCUCCAGCACACAAUAAUCUGGAUCUGCAGCCUGUUACCUACUGCGAGCCAGCUUUCUGGUGCUCGAUAUCCUACUAUGAACUCAACCAGCGAGUGGGAGAGACUUUCCAUGCCUCUCAGCCCUCUAUGACCGUGGAUGGUUUCACUGACCCAUCUAAUUCCGAACGCUUCUGCCUUGGUUUACUGUCUAACGUGAACAGAAAUGCGGCAGUGGAACUCACAAGACGACACAUUGGAAGAGGAGUGAGACUCUACUACAUUGGCGGCGAGGUGUUUGCCGAGUGCCUUAGCGACAGUGCCAUUUUUGUCCAGUCUCCCAACUGCAACCAACGCUACGGCUGGCACCCAGCAACAGUUUGCAAGAUUCCACCAGGAUGUAACUUGAAGAUUUUUAACAACCAGGAAUUCGCCGCUCUCUUGGCUCAGUCUGUAAAUCAGGGCUUCGAAGCUGUGUAUCAGCUGACCAGAAUGUGCACAAUUCGAAUGAGCUUUGUCAAGGGAUGGGGAGCAGAAUACAGGCGGCAGACUGUGACCAGUACUCCCUGCUGGAUUGAACUGCAUCUUAAUGGUCCUUUGCAGUGGCUAGACAAGGUCCUCACACAAAUGGGCUCCCCGAGUAUUCGUUGUUCCAGUGUCUCCUAAGGAAACAUCUCCCGGGGUGGGUGGGGGGAAGAAAGACUCUGGGAAAUGGAAUUGGCUGAACCCUGAGCAAAAUGCGUAGUGCAUA